UUUUGGGUUUAACGCCGUUUUUCAACAGUAUUUCAGUCAUGUAACGGCGGGCAGUUAACCUAACCAGUGUUCCUGGAUUCUGUACCAGUACAAACCUGUUCUCCGCAUGUUCAUAAUAUGACCAAACUUCAAUUUCAAAGCAAAAUCUGGAGGACAGCACCUUUUAACCAAGUCUAGUAUGCUGGAAUAUAAUGCAUAAAUUGGUAAAUUCCUUAAAAUGGUGUAUCAAUUGGUGUAUCACCAUCUUUAGAACGUUUCUGGUAAAUAUCUUUGUACUCAAGAAUAACCCCAUUUUGGCAUUUGAAAUGAUUACUUUAAAGGUGUAGAUGCCAGACUGCACCUGUAAAAUGUUCACCUGUAAUUAAACUUAAAAGAUGGAUGCUGCAUUGAACAUCAAAUACCAACUAGUACAUAUCAUGCAUGUCAUGCUCUAUUUGGGUUAUACACUGGACAAGAAUGUGUCCUGUGACAAUUUAAAGGUUACACAUAAUUUUCAAGUCAAUGACAGUAGUGCUGAGGUUUCUCCAUAAAUAAUGAAUCAGUAGCUGGGGAUAAAAUGUCACUUCCCUUCAGUGAAUCGAUAAUUCAGGAUUGUGGCCACUGUUUACAAUCAAAAGAGAUGUUUUCUGCUUUUACACAUCCAAUUAUUCUGUGCUGUUAAGAUUUUUAUCAUUUCUCUACAUACCUGUGUAGUACUUUACAGCUGAAGGAUUAUAGUACAGUGUAUUGUAUGCAAAGGGUUCGUGUAAACAAACAUAAAACAGUGUUAAAAUGAACUCCUAUUGCAAAUAUCAAAUCUUAGUAUAAUUCAAAAUAAAACUGAAUGUUUGUGUAAGGACUACAGUACUGUUGUAUUUAGUAUAACUUGGAAUUGUCACUGAAGAAUAUAUGUGGAAUAUAUUUAAAGUCAUCAUCAGAAAAGCUUGCAACAAUGCUUCAAAGAAAGCUAUUUAAAGCUUUUGGCAGUGAAGAUGGUGAAAAGAAAUCUGGCAUAUUUAGAAUCUGGGAGGAAGAAAAUAAGAAGUGGAAGGAACAUUACAAUGCUCACGUAAAAUCUGGUCGUCCAGAAAGAAACGCUAAGUUCUUCAUGCGAGCUCUCAUGGUGUUCCAAGCCCCUACUCAGAUUUAUGCGUUCAUGUAUUACAUCAUACCUUAUGUGUUUGACGGCUACAGCCCAUGGACAAUAUACUACAUGAAAGUUUUUGCUUGGUUUGUGUUGCUGAAUGGACUAGCUAAUUGGUUAUGUGUAAUUCUGUACGACCCACAUUAUGCAAAAACUAAAGACAACCCUUUUCUGCAACUGGAUAAACAAUAUGAAACUCUGCCUGAUCAGUUUAUAGCACCAAUCCAACAGGCAACCAGUAAUCAGAACGAAUUAAACGGACACUGUGUGUAUGAUAUGACAUCAAAGGAGGCUCUACCUUGGAACUUUUGUAAGGAAUGUGCAAUGCAUGUGCCGCCUCGUACUCAUCACUGUUCUUUCUGUAAAAAGUGUAUACUCAAAAGAGACCAUCAUUGCUUUAUGGUGGGAAAUUGUAUUGGAUUCAAAAAUCAACGAUAUUUUAUAGUUUUAGCAUUUUAUGCUAUGAUUACAGGUGUUGUAGGUGGCUAUUUUACUUUUAAAUACGUGCGGGAAGUUGUCUGGCCUGACCUAGAUUCAUGGUCGGAUGUAUUUUUCCCGAUUACUAUUUUCCGUUGUCUGAUAGGUUACAUCAAGGGUAUCAACUGUCUUCUAAUCGUGCACAUUUACUUAGAAUUCCUAUUUGGAGUAAUUGGAUUUGUUUAUUUCACAUCACAGAUGACAAUCAGUGCAAAUGGGAAGACAUUGUUCGAAGUUGCAAAGAAGGUGCCAAUAAGAAACAUGAACACCAUGAACCGGAACUUUAAGUCAGUAUUUGGGGAUUUUUGGGCAUUAAAUUUCUUGUUUCCCAUGACUCUGAUUUUUCGUCAAAGAGAUGAUGGGAUACAUUGGGAUGGUGUGAAAAUUGACCAUAAUGCUAAUGAAAAAUGGAAAGAUGACGGGGAAGUCUUAUGAAGCAAACUUUCACUGAAUUUCUUAGUUUAGAUCUGACACAUAGCACGUUUCACUAUUUUGACAAUGUUCUAUAAGACUGUAAAAUCUAUGGUAUAUGAAAAGUUUAAAGUUUGAUAGAAGAACAUAGAACUUUUAUCACAUCGUGUUCAAGCUUUGUUGGUGUUGAUCUUUUUAUUAUCAAGAGCAGAAAGACUUAAUUAACUCACUCACAGGGUAAAAAUGAACUAUUCAUAAACUGUGUUCAAAUUUAUAUUAUGUAACAGUGACCUUUGGCAUAAACAUAAUGACAUACAAUUUUCUGGCCAAGUAUCUUUGUAGGUUCCAGAAAGUAAAAUGUUGUAAAUACAUCUUCGUAACUGUAAGCAAAUUCAACAUUUCACUUCAAUGUCUUUUUUACAAAUACAACCAUUUUUUGUAUUAAAUACACAUUUUCAUUUGUUUUUUCAACGUCAAAUAAGCAUUUUAUUUCAAACAGAGUAAACCAAGAUACAAUGUAUUAAUUUUUUACCCUACACGAACAUUAAGAUUUAAAGUAUCUUAAACCCUUUUGUAUAAAAUGUGGCUGCGACAUAUUCUGUAAUGUAGAAAAAAGUACCCGGUAAGGCUAUUGUGCAUGAUAUAUUAAUUACAACUUUUCUACUCUAAAUAAAAUCAACUUUAACAACAUCAAUCAAAUAAUAAAUUGAAGCUUGUACUAAAAUUAACUUUUUUUUUUACAUACAAGCAAAAAGAAAAUAUAACUUAAAUAACUACAUGUGUUUCUUUGAGAUUUGUUUAAAUGUAUAUUAAAAGGCACUGAUAUAUGCAUCAACAUCUUCUGUAUUUUAUGUAAUUACUUCACAAGUAAUUAAGUGCCGAAGAAUUCUAGUGCCAUUUGUUUCAGUGAUAUAUCAUCUAUUUUUUCUACCACUGAUUUACAGUUUUGUAUCAGUAUUUAUUCUGAGACUCAUUUAUUUAAUAUUUCUUGUAAAUUAAAAUCUACUUUACUAGUA
Mercenaria mercenaria is the source of this 3027-nucleotide messenger RNA. RefSeq lists its product as uncharacterized. Gene Ontology annotation, biological process: protein targeting to membrane; peptidyl-L-cysteine S-palmitoylation. The transcript has 3 exons. Gene Ontology annotation, cellular component: Golgi apparatus; endoplasmic reticulum. The record is from RefSeq and is a predicted model, not a curated record. Gene Ontology annotation, molecular function: protein-cysteine S-palmitoyltransferase activity. NCBI's taxonomy places the organism in Eukaryota, Metazoa, Mollusca, Bivalvia, Venerida, Veneridae. Bases 932 to 2035 code for a protein of 367 amino acids.